Oryzias latipes (Japanese medaka) is the source of this 2564-nucleotide messenger RNA. RefSeq names its product RAB11a, member RAS oncogene family, like (gene rab11al). Gene Ontology annotation, molecular function: GTPase activity; GTP binding. NCBI's taxonomy places the organism in Eukaryota, Metazoa, Chordata, Actinopteri, Beloniformes, Adrianichthyidae. The record is from RefSeq and is a predicted model, not a curated record.
GCAGCCUUGGUGAUGGCAAGUGACAGGCGGAGAGGAGAGGACGCGUCGAAAGUUUUCCGUCGGAGCAAAGGACCGCAGUUAGCAUCGUACCAUCGACUGACGGCGACUGGACGUCGUUUCAAAGACACGCCGAGCUCGUCUCCGUGAGUUUCAAGGCUGUUUUGCUCGAAGAAACCGUCACAACAAGUUAGAUCGACUGAAUUCGUAACGUCGACGAAGAGCCAAGACGAGGAGCAACGAUGACGAACAGGGAGGACGAGUACGACUACCUGUUUAAAGUGGUUCUGAUCGGAGACUCCGGUGUCGGCAAGAGCAACCUGCUGUCCCGCUUCACCCGCAACGAGUUCAACCUGGAGAGCAAGAGCACCAUCGGGGUGGAGUUCGCCACCCGGAGCAUCCAGGUGGAGGGGAAGACCGUCAAGGCGCAGAUCUGGGACACAGCGGGCCAGGAACGGUACCGGGCCAUCACAUCAGCGUACUACCGCGGAGCCGUCGGAGCGCUGCUGGUCUACGACAUCGCCAAGCACCUGACCUACGAGAACGCCGAGCGCUGGCUGAAGGAGCUGCAGGACCACGCAGACAGCAACAUCGUCAUCAUGCUGGUGGGGAACAAGAGCGACCUGCGCCACCUGAGGGCGGUGCCCACAGACGAGGCCAGAGCCUUUGCAGAGAAGCACGGCUUGUCCUUCCUGGAAACGUCGGCGCUGGACUCUUCUAACGUGGAGCUGGCGUUCCAGACGAUUCUGACAGCCAUCUACAACAUCGUGUCACAGCGGCAGAUGUCGGGCCGGACCGACAGCGACUUCUCCCCCGCCUCCAACGUGGUUCCCAUCAGUGUAGAGCCCACGCAGACCUCGUCUAGUAAGGGCUCCUGCUGCCAGAACAACUGAGACUUCAGCGCCGACCUUCUCCUUCAAGUCCAGCAAACCAGAGGACAUUGGGGGGGGUGGGGGCACGGAGACGGGUAGACGGGCUCUCUCAGGCUUAGAGAAAGUGAAGAGGAGGAGGAGCAGGGAUGGUAACGAGCUAUAGAAAAGCGGACAGGAAGUGCGAGGAGUGAAUGGGUGGGACAAAGGUGAGCCCCUCCCACCAUCAAAACAGCUACAUCAUCAGACACAAUACAACAUAAAGCUUAACGCCCUUUUUCUGACUCAUCUUUUCUAUUUGUCUUUCAUCAAAAGAGAGUUGGAGGAUGUACCAGAUACAAUAUUUAUGCAUAUAGAAUUAUGGACGGGUAGACAUACGCACACACAAAGGUUGGGACAGACGGACGGACAUAGACAGAAAGAUGUCACAACGAAAAAACAAACAUACAUGUGUACACAGACGCAUUGAUGUAUUGACUGACUUAGUUUGACAUUCAGACAGACGUACCGUCAGACUUAGUCAGAUGUUCAAUCAGACAGACCUACAGUAGGACAGACGUGCAGUAAGACUUUCAGACAGACGGACAGUAAGAGAUACAGCCAGACGUACCAUCAGACUUACAGUCCUACGUUCAGACAUCAGACAGAUGUACAGUAAGACAGAUGUACAAUCAGACAUUCAGACAGACAUAAAGUCAGAUAUAAGUACACACAUAGGUAGUGAUGUACAUAGAGACCAAAGGACAGACGUACCGUCGAACAUUCGGUCAGAUGUAAAGACAGACGUAGGUUCAGACCUACAGGCGUACGGUCAGUCGUAGGUCUGAAAUGUCCCUUCACCCCUUUUUCUAGACCAGAAUGAUCAGCUGCUCGUCUGCGUUCUUUCAGAUCUGGAUCAAUUUUUGGGUUCUGUGUUUUGGGGGGGGGGGGGGUGUUCUGUGUGUGUUUAUGUGCUGGAAGGGGUCGGUGUGACCAUGCAGGGCAGCUUAGCCCCCACCACACACCCCUUCCAGUAGUGCCUUCUUGCCUCCCUGGCUCUCCUCUGGAUGAGUCAUGUUGGCUCCAGGCUGCAGAGCUUCACCUGUAAGACGGCGAGCGUCGCUCCUUGACCCCCCCCCCCCCCCCCUCCCUCGCCCCGUCUCAGCCUUUGAGGCGUCAAGGAGGCGAUUCCAGGGUGCCUUAAACGCAUGCAGGACACCACUGCUGCUGCUGCCUUCUAGCUAGGAUGGAUGUUGUUAGAUGGGAUAAUGUUUUUUGGGGGGGGGCUCCUAUGGGCUCGGAUGCUGAGACGGCGUGUUUUACUGUAGAUGAAAUCCUGCGCUGCCUGUACUCUGUCUGUCUGUCUGCGUGGAACUGGAACAAGACUCUGCCUGCUGGGAUCUCCCCGAGGUCUGCCGGCGCUCUUUGUUUCCUGUCAGGGCUGGGGGGGGCGGGCGGGCGGCGUUCAGCAGCCGCGUUGGUGUUGGUCAGGAUCUAAUAGUUUAAUAGAUGAGGAAAGAGAGCAUCGGUAGGUGGGGGGGCCAGCACAUCCAAAGGUUACGGACACACAGAUGGCGUUUCCACAUCAACGCGGACUGCCGCCGAACACAAGGCAUUACCUGGGGGGGGGGGGCUAUGGGUUCGGGGCCUUUUUAACCUUUAUUCUAACAUAUGUAUAUCCGGACUGCACGUGUACAAAUAAAUCUAUCUCCUUUGUUA